Molecule: messenger RNA, 939 nt
Organism: Rhagoletis pomonella (apple maggot)
Lineage: Eukaryota; Metazoa; Arthropoda; Insecta; Diptera; Tephritidae
Exons: 4
Coding region: 282-761 (159 amino acids)
Source: RefSeq, a predicted model, not a curated record
UGAAAACCCGAAUGCGGCGAGCGGCAAGUUCCAGAAGCUCCAUGGCAAGUUGGAGAACACCAAGAAGUGGGCAGAGAUGGCAGAUAAAUUAAAUUCUCUUGGGGGGGGCUGCCAAAUCUGUGGAGCAAUGGCAAAAUGUCUGGCGCGACCUAAAAAGUCGAACAUCGACGCGAGUUCGUGAUCGUAAGAGGGAGCAAGCAUUGACGGGGAAUAUACCGCUUCAACAGCCUCCCUUGAACGAAUUGGAGAAGCGGGUAAUAGCUCUAGUGGGAAGCAGCUAUAUGGAGGGGCAACCGGAUGUCCAGGAGAAUAUUCCCAUGGAAGAGGAACUGCAAUUAACAUUGGGGGCGGCGGAUGAAAAUUUCCGCUUAGUCAUGGAGGAAGACACCAUGGUAAUUCCUCCACUAACGGUGUCGGAUGGCGAGUCGGAAAUUCGGUGCGAAACUCCGAAAACGCCGAGGCAAACACCGCGCAGAACCGCUAAGCGGAAACGUGCGGAAGAAUCGCCAACAAAGGCGAAAUUUUUAAGAAUUGCCGAGGCACAGGCCGAAUCAGAAAAGAGGCUUGCUGAAAGUGCUGCAACCAACGCGGAGGCCAACCGCUCCAAUGCUGAGGCAAUAAGCAGAAUGGCUGCUGCCACAGAGCGAAUGGCUACCGCAACUGCAACAAUGGCAGAGGCCUUCACGGUGUUGGCGGAGGGGGUGAAAGCUUGUGCGCAUGCUUUCGCCCAGUUUACUAAUUCACUGGGCCCUCCCCAAUAGAUGUAAAUUGUUUGUGUAUAUACUUUUCUUUUUCUUUUUUAAGGUUCAUUAAUUUUUUGUUAAAGUUAAGCUCCUUAGCUAACAAAACCAAUAUAAGUCCAAAUUUGAGACUUUGUACAAAAAUUACAAAAAUUCCACAAACUGUUCUUCACAAUUCCAAGCAUUUUAAUUUUGAUUU